GCAAUCCGUCGUCGUCGAUCACUAUAAUCGAUUCUAAAUCAGCCGGUGCAGCGGGCAACUGUCAAAACAGCACUAGUUCUACGUGACUUUCCAAGGAGUACCAUGGCUUCCAACAACCCGUACAAGCACCUGCUGAAGAGUGUGGAGAUCAAUGGGAAGUCGUAUGAUUACUAUGACAUCGCCGCACUCGGACCCAAAUAUGCUCGUCUGCCGUACAGCAUCAGGGUGCUGCUGGAGUCCUGUGUCAGGAACUGCGACAACUUCCAGGUGCGAGAGCAGGACGUCACGAAUGUUCUCGACUGGGAGCAGAAGCAGCACGAUGAGGCGGGCGUCGAGAUCGCCUUCAAGCCCGCCCGGGUCAUACUACAGGACCUGACGGGCGUCCCAGCAGUCGUCGACCUAGCAGCCAUGAGACACGCGGUGCACUUGCUGGGCGGAGACCCCGACCGGAUCAACCCGACCUGCCCCGCCGACCUGGUCAUAGACCACUCCGUGCAGGUCGACCACGCGCGCGACCCGGACGCACUCAACAAGAACCAGGAGCUCGAGUUCAUCAGAAACAAGGAGAGGUUCCAGUUCUUGAAGUGGGGGGCGAAGGCGUUCGACAACAUGACCAUCGUGCCGCCCGGCUCCGGGAUCGUGCACCAGGUCAACUUGGAGUACUUGGCUCGCGUGGUGUUCAGUGACAAACAGCUGCUCUUCCCCGAUUCCCUCGUGGGCACCGACUCACACACCACCAUGCUCAACGGACUGGGAGUGGUCGCCUGGGGCGUUGGAGGUAUCGAGGCAGAAGCGGUGAUGCUGGGGCAGGCCAUCAGCAUGCUUCUACCGCAAGUGGUCGGCUUCAAGCUGACGGGGGAGCUGAGCCAGCUCGCCACCUCCACCGACCUCGUGCUCACCAUCACCAAGCAACUCCGUUCUCUCGGCGUAGUGGGAAAGUUCGUAGAAUUCUUCGGCCCGGGAGCGAGACAGCUGAGCAUCGCCGACAGAGCCACUGUGGCUAACAUGUGUCCCGAGUUCGGGGCCACGGUCGCCUUCUUCCCUAUUGACGAGACUUCACUGCAAUAUCUGGUGCAAACUAACCGCAGCGCAGAGAAGAUCGCCCUCAUCGAGAAGUACCUUCGCCUCACCAAGCAGUUCCGGAACUAUGACGACGAACUGGAAGACCCCGUGUUCUCACAGGUGGUAGAACUAGACCUGUCGACGGUAGUAACGUCAGUCUCUGGGCCGAAGCGCCCGCAGGACCGAGUGUCGGUCGUCGACAUGAAGCAAGACUUCGAGAGCUGCCUCACGAAUAAGGUGGGCUUCAAAGGCUACGGCCUGACCCCCGCCCAGCUCUCCGCGUCGGGCUCCUUCUCCUUCAGCGACGGCAGAGAGUACACCCUCGGGCACGGCUCCGUGGUCAUCGCGGCCAUCACCAGCUGCACCAACACCAGCAACCCCAGCGUCAUGCUGGGCGCAGGUCUGCUGGCCAAAAAGGCGGUAGAGGCGGGGCUGCGCGUGGCUCCCUACAUCAAGACCAGUCUGUCCCCGGGGUCGGGGGUCGUCACCUACUACCUCAGGGAAUCCGGUGUGACCCCGUACCUAGAGCAGCUCGGGUUCAACAUCGUGGGCUACGGCUGCAUGACCUGCAUCGGCAACUCCGGCCCUAUUGAUGACAACAUCGCCAACACUAUUGAGAAGAACGAGCUGGUCUGCUGCGGCAUCCUCUCCGGGAACCGCAACUUCGAGGGGCGCAUCCACCCGCACACUCGCGCCAACUACCUGGCCUCCCCCCUACUGGUCAUAGCGUACGCACUGGCCGGCACCGUGCGGAUCGACCUUGCGACGCAGCCUCUAGGCACCCGCCCCGACGGCUCUAAAGUGUUCCUGGCGGACAUCUGGCCGACCCGGAAGGAGAUUCAGGAGGUGGAGCGCCGGCACGUCAUACCCCGGAUGUUCAAGGAGGUGUACGCCAAGAUCGAGGACGGCUCGCCCUCGUGGCAGGCUCUUCAGGUGGCCUCGGGCAAACUGUACCAGUGGGAUGAGCAGUCCACCUACAUCAAGCGACCGCCCUUCUUCGACGGCAUGACUAAGGAGCUGCCGCCCCCGCGCCCCAUCGCCAACGCCCGCUGCCUGCUGCUGCUCGGGGACUCCGUGACCACCGACCACGUGUCCCCCGCGGGGAGCAUCGCGCGCGCGUCCCCCGCCGCCCGCCACCUCGCCAGCCGGGGGCUGACCCCCCGCGAGUUCAACUCGUACGGCUCCCGUCGCGGCAACGACGCGGUCAUGGUGAGAGGAACCUUCGCCAACAUCCGCCUCGUGAACAAGCUCAGCGACGCGCCCGGGCCCCAGACACGGCACCUGCCUAGCGGGGACAAGAUGGACAUAUUUGAUGCCGCUGAGAGGUACGCUGCGGAGGGCGUCCCACUGAUCGCCAUCGCCGGCAAGGACUACGGCUCGGGCUCCAGCCGCGACUGGGCCGCCAAGGGACCCAUGCUGCUGGGCAUCCGCUGCGUAAUAGCCGAGUCCUUCGAACGCAUCCACCGCUCCAACCUGGUGGGCAUGGGCGUGGUGCCGCUGCAGUUCCUGCCGGGGCAGAGCGCCGCCAGCCUCGGGCUCACUGGAGAGGAAGUGUACACUGUGGAGAUACCGGAGGCGCCGAGGACUCUUGAGCUUGUUACUGUGAAGGUAUCAGGCGGCGCGGUGCCCUCGUUCCAGGUGACGGCUCGUUUCGACACGGAGGUGGACCUGACCUACUACCGGCACGGCGGCAUCCUGAACUACAUGAUACGGAAGAUGAUCCAGGAGUAGGGGGAUAAGGGACAGAUUCAGCACCCCGAUCCGGAAAAAACAGAGCUAAUGUAUAGAAUCGAGUGCGAGUCGAACUAUUCGAAAGUGCUGUCAACCUGUCAACAACAAAAUGGCGGUGAAUAGAUUUGCGAAAGUUUGACAGCUAUCAUUCCAUAGGUCUGACUCGUAUUCGAAUAGAAUGCGAGUUAAAACCCUCGCACUCGAUUCUAUCAGAUAGGAUGGUUGCAGUGAGAGUUUAGUAGUUUUCCGGAUUACGCACAAAAAAGGACUAAGGGUGUUUUAACAUCGUGCGGAUUUACUCCCGCAAGCGGGAUUGCACGCCAUUUUCCACGCGUUACAAUGAAUACUUGUAUGAAAAGAACACAUGAGCUUGACACGCGUGCGGGGCAAUCCCGCGUUCGUAGGUAAAUCCGCACAAGGUUAAAAACACACUAACUAAAUCAUAGAUGGCGCUAGUAAGACGUUUCCGCCAAGGGAGUCGAGGAACAUUAUUUUUAUUUUAUAUUGAAACGUUUGUGGGCCUAAGGUUCACCACUUUACUAUAGAAUCUAUAAAUAUAUGGUCACAAAUCAUUUUCAAAUAUUUGUUAUUUUUACGCAUUUUAUUUUAUUUAUACUUAGUAAUUUAUUUAAAUAUUGUGGUUAAUAUUAUAGAGCCAAUGUGGUUACUAUUUUUCUUCAAAAUGAGCCGCAUUGUAUUGGUAAUAGGGUUUUUGUAUACUUACUCAUUUUUAUUUUGUAUACGGGAUAAUAGUUUAAGGAUAAAAUAGUGGAUAAUAACGUCUAUAUUCGUCAUUGUACCUACAUGUUUUGUAAUGGUUAAAAUAUGAAUAAAAUUGUUUAUUUUCACAA
Messenger RNA from Plutella xylostella (diamondback moth), 3644 nucleotides. Lineage: Eukaryota; Metazoa; Arthropoda; Insecta; Lepidoptera; Plutellidae. The record is from RefSeq and is a predicted model, not a curated record.